This is a messenger RNA of Aquila chrysaetos chrysaetos, 746 nucleotides long. RefSeq lists its product as uncharacterized. The transcript is spliced from 2 exons. The record is from RefSeq and is a predicted model, not a curated record. Bases 1 to 651 code for a protein of 216 amino acids. Lineage: Eukaryota; Metazoa; Chordata; Aves; Accipitriformes; Accipitridae. Gene Ontology annotation, molecular function: peptide antigen binding.
AUGGCAGUCGGCAUCCAGCUUCUUCCGAGCUUCUCCAUCGUUUCCCACCACGGGAUCUCUUCCGGUCCUCGGAAGCCAUCCCGCAGAGCACCAUGGGGGCAGACCACCGUCACCCAGCAAGAAGGACAAGUCACAGUCAAGGAGAGAGGCACCUUCCAGACCACCUGCACCUACCAGGUCACUAACUUCUAUGGAUUGCUCUGGUACCAGCAGAGGAAAGGCCAAGGUCCACAGCUUAUCUCAUAUCAGGCAGCAGCUGGCCCCAGGCGGAGUGGCCGUCUCACCACGUUGCUGAACACCACGGGGAAGAACAGCCUUCUCCGGCUGGAGGAAGUCGAGGUCUCUGACGCUGCCUUGUACCUCUGUGCUGUGCAAGACACCCUGGUGCAGGAAGCUUCCUUGGCUGUGCAACAAGCCAGGGGAGAGAGGGCAUUGGUUUGUGUGAGGCUGAGCUUGCGGAAGGGGCCCUCAGCUCUCCCCUGGCAGUGUUGCUUGCCCUGUACACCCAGAGCUCUGCAGGUCAAAAUCCUCUUCCAGGAGAGGACAGUGUCAGUGGCUCGAGAGGAAGAAGAAGGUGGUGAACGAGUCUCAGGUUCCCUCGUUUUCACCAUGGGUUAUGCGGUGAUUCUGCCCAUGGCUUUGGAGAAGUGAUGGGCAAUGUAGGAGGUUGGGACCGCUUGUGCAAUGCUUCCCUGCUGCUCUUAACUUUCUGGUUUUGUCUACUGCACGUUGCUUCUUCAGGUAUU